GACAAACAACAAAAAAGCUUUAUGUUUGAUAUUUUCACCUGGCAAAGACGAAUAAAGUUACUCUUCCACCCACAUAGGCUACUGAGGCAGGAUCUGUCGUUUGAAGAGAAACAACUACGCAGUCCAACGCGAAUCCCUUCCGCCAAAACCGACAAAGAGUUCGGUCUAAAUUCCAUGGCUCCCAAAACUCGUAUUUACGAGAAUCUGACUUUCGCGCCGAGAACAGAAAAGGAUGAGAUUGUGUACGAGAACUUAAGGUUUCCGCGGAGAUAUAUCGCUGCCGCUGCUGAGCUCCCGGGGGGCGAUGACGUCACGGACGGCGAUGAAAGCUCAUCUGCAGACUCCGUGACCUCCGAGCCUCCUCACGACUCGGCGGAGAGCACGGUGUGGCUCUCGGACUCCUGGAAGUACAACACGAUCAAGAAGGCUCCGGAUUUUAACAUCUUUGAGUUCUCGGACAUCGAUUUCAAAGAAGAUGGGGAGAGAGAAAAUGAGAAAGAGAAGAAAAGCGGCCAUGGAAAGGAGAGGAAGCCCUUCCGCAGCAGACUCCCCUUGUUUGGCCGUAGAUCGGAAAAAGACAACAGAAGCAGCGUGGAGAGCGCAAUAAAACCCUCUCAGCCGUCGGGUAAGGCAGUAAAGCCUGACAAUAAACGAACGCACAAGCACCCACACGGACCCAAGAGCCCUGCGAAUGUACACAAAAGUAAGAUGCCGAAACCCCCAACAAGGAACUCUUCCGUCGCAGUGGGUGGAGCUCGAAGCAGAGACACGAGCCCCUUCUCGUCGGAUUCGGAGGGCGGCGCGAGCAGAAGUCCUGUCAAGGCCGAGGCUCAGAGGAGCGCGGUCAGCACUCGGCCCGCGGAUCCUCCAUCCGGGCCGGGAUCUCGUAGGACAAGUAUCGCGUCUGACACUUCGUCGUCCUUGUCUCCGCUAGCGUCUCCGAGCCCCUCCUUGCGAUCUCUACAGGAACACCGUCAAGGCCACCAUCCCUCAGCAUCCCCAAGUCCCUCCCUACGAUCUUUACAGGAGCCUGCACGUCAGAGAGGCUCCCCCGGGACACCCCCAAGCCUGUCGUUACGAUCCCUGCAAAAACACCACCAAGGGAGAUCUACGCCGUCGUCUCCGACCUUUUCCUUGCGGUCUCUCCAGGAAGGCCACCAGAGUCGCUCUCCUUCGGCCUCUCCGAGUCCCUCAUUGCGAUCUCUUCCAGAAGGCCAAGGAACCGCGACCAAGGACCGUCGUCAGCGAUCGUCUCCGGCCGGCAUCCACGCCGUUGGCGAAUCUUACCCCAGAACUCAAGAUAGAAAUUCGUACAUGAAGUCAUUCACUUCCAACAGACAUGAUCGAACAGACGCCCGACGUGGGGAAUCACUGGAAAGAUUACCUCGCCUUGGGAAAAAGUCUGUUGGCGCUGCAGGCGCUGCCUCUCCCGGAAGAGGACCUCGCCGUCAGCCCAUCCUGGAAAGCGAUGAAGACCACCAACAGACUUCUCCUAACCGCUUCGACCUUGACGACGGAGCUCACAGUCCGCAACAUACACUUUCUCGCACUACCGACACGGAGCGGGUUCUCUGUGACUCCGGGGGCCCACGCAGCUCUUCUAGACAUGUGUCUAGGCACGACAUGAGGAGAAGAAGCCUCCAGGCCGGAGCACUGAUGCCGUCACUCCAGCACACGGCCUGGAAUCCGCAAGAACGCCCAGGAGAGCGAAGCAUCCUACAGGAUCCCAUCUCACUCAAGAAGGAUAAGCCGCCUCUUACAGCAGCCUCCUGUGACGUCACGAGCAGUCAGCAAAGCUCUUUCAGACAAUGUCCUUCGCCUUGGUUUCGGGACGCAGGUGCGCUUCUGUCGGGUCACUUGUUUGGAGAAUUUUCAAUAUCACUUUUUUCUGGCUCUUUGGUUCACUCUGCCAAUUUGUAGGGUUUUUUUUCUCAC
Molecule: messenger RNA, 1935 nt
Organism: Penaeus chinensis
Lineage: Eukaryota; Metazoa; Arthropoda; Malacostraca; Decapoda; Penaeidae
Product: serine/arginine repetitive matrix protein 2-like
Exons: 2
Coding region: 22-1920 (632 amino acids)
Source: RefSeq, a predicted model, not a curated record